AUGGCAGAAAAUGGAAAAUAUGUCGAAGGUUCUUUGUACUUCUACGCGCCAAACAAAGGGGCUCCUGUUGUCUGGGCCACUCUCUUUGGUGUCUCUAUGAUAUGGCAUACAUAUCAGUGUGUUCGUUACAAGUGCUGGAAAGUCACUGGGAUUUUCCCUUGGGCGGCACUUCUAUUCGUUAUUGGCUAUAUACUCCGAGAAAUAGGCGCUUUCAUGUAUGGAAACAUCAAUAUCUUCAUCGCAAGUCUAGUGUUCAUCUACGCUGCUCCUCCGAUCUAUGAACUGGCAAACUACUUCAUCCUCUCUCGAAUUCUUUAUUACGUCCCAUACCAUUCUCCAAUCCACCCAGGGCGGGUCCUGACGACCUUCGGAUUCAUAUCUACAAUAAUCGAAGCCCUAAACGGCAACGGUGCUGCAUACGUCGCUAACACGUCACUCUCACAGAAGAAGCAAGAGAUCGGACAUUCUCUGCUUAAAUCCGCACUCAUUCUACAACUUGUUGUGCUAAGUCUAUUUGUGGUACUGGCAAUUACGUUCCACCGACGAUGCUUGAAAGCUGGCUUGGUGCCGAAUAACCUAGUCCAACCACUUCGCACACUUUAUAUCAGCAGCACCUUAAUCGGCAUUCGAACGACCUUCAGAACCGUCGAGUACUUCACCGCCUCCUCGCUGAAUUUCCAAGGUGAAAUCGACCCAAAUUCUCUCUCUCCAUUGCUGAGGUAUGAAUGGUUCUUUUGGGUCUUUGAGGGGUCUUUGAUGAUGAUUAAUACUUUCCUCCUCAAUUUCAAUCACCCAAUGCGGUACCUACCUCGUAACAAUAAGGUGUAUCUGGCUCUCGAUGGUGUUACCGAAGUCGAAGGUCCAGGCUACGAUGAUAAAAGGCAUUGGCUCGUGACUGUGGUUGAUCCUUUCGAUUUAGCAAGCGCUCUCAGAGGCAAAAAGCUAGAGGAAAGGUUCUGGGAGACUCACCAGGAAGGAAGAGCUACGACUGUUAAACCUCAUGGGGCCGCUGAAGCUGGCGAUGUGGAAGCUGUUGAUGUAGAGCAGGGGAAAAGCGGGUGA
Molecule: messenger RNA, 1062 nt
Organism: Glarea lozoyensis ATCC 20868
Lineage: Eukaryota; Fungi; Ascomycota; Leotiomycetes; Helotiales; Helotiaceae
Exons: 4
Coding region: 1-1062 (353 amino acids)
Cellular component (GO): membrane
Source: RefSeq, a predicted model, not a curated record